ACAGGCUCAGUUGACAAUCACAUAUGAAGACGUGCGAGACUGUGCGAGAAUUUCUCUGCAGCAACAAAUAGGCUACGAAAUAUAAAUCUGUAUUUCUCAAAUAGGUGGAGGUCAAGAAGUGGCGUCAUGGACGUGUCCAGCCACAGCCUGUUCCUCCUGCAGCAGCUCAACAUCCAGAGGGAGUUUGGCUUCCUGUGCGACUGUACCGUUGCCAUUGGUAACGUAUACUUCAAGGCCCACAGGGCCAUCCUGGCUGCCUUCUCCAACUACUUCAAGAUGAUCUUCAUUCAUCAGUCAAGCGAGUGCAUUAAAAUCCAGCCCACGGACAUCCAGCCGGAUGUGUUCAGCUACCUGCUCCACAUCAUGUACACGGGCAUGGGCCCCAAGCAGCCAGUGGACCAGGGCCGCCUGCAGGAGGGCAUCAAGUUCCUGCAUGCCUACCAGCUGUGCCGUAUCCCCGACGAGGGGUCCCCUGAUGCCACCGACCUGGUCCGUAUGUCCAACCUGUAUGGUAUUCAGAUUUCGUCCCAGUUGGCCAACAAAGAGGGUACUGGGGGCCCUAAAGGUAGUGCAGGGACCGGAGGAGGAGGCAGCCCGGAGGACGGGCGUUCGUCCACCCGGGCGGGCCGCUCCCACGCUGCACAGUUCUCGAUGACCGUGGGGUUGGAGGGCGUCCCCUCCUCGGACCGUCAGCCCUUCUCUGGUCUCCUCCGUGGCGUCUCCUCAGUGGCUUCCGGCGACGACUCAGACAUCUCAACGCGCAUCAAGCAGGAGAGGGUAGAGGAGGGGGAAGGGGAGGGAGGGGAGGGCCAACAGGCGCUGGGAAGGGGAGGGUCCCCAAUGUCUCCUUCGGCCCAGGGCGGCAGCCCCUGCCAGAGCCUCCUGUUCAAGGAUGGCCCCCUGUCGCUGCUGUGUCCCCGCUGCGGCGAGCGCUGUCCCUCCCCCGAGGGGCUCCGCAAGCACCUGUUCAGCCACGCCGCCUGCACCCUGGACCCCAGUGGACUAAUGGAGGGCCUCUCCCAGGGCGGGGUAGGGGACCUGGAGGGCCCUGAGAAUCAGCAGCAAUGUGGGGCCCCCCAGGAUCAGCUGGAGGAGGCCCUGAGGCAGAGCCAGGCCCUAGCUGACGAGCUAGCUGCUGGGCUAAGGCAGAGCAGGGGUGGUCUAGCCAGUGGCACCAGUCCACCCCCCACCACCACCAUCUCCACUACCAGUCACGCACGAAAGCGCAAGAUCACCUGCGCUGUGUGUAGCCUGCGCUUCGCCCAGAAGAGCCAGCUGCAGGAGCACAUGUACACGCACACGGGCAAGCCGUCACGCUACCACCGCUACAGCCGCCUCUGCAGCCAGCUCAUCCAUGCCUCUGGACACUUCUGCGAGGGGCCACCGGAGGGCGGCGGUGGUGGCGUUGGGGUGGCGGCAAGCACCACAGUAAUGUUGACGGAGGAGGCCAACAGGGAAGCUCAGGACAAUGGCAGCUCCUGCUAUUCGCUAGACUCUGAGAUUUCACCAGAGAGCGUGGAUGCCGUCACUGUGGAAUGAAAGUGCAAACAAACUGUAGAAAUAAAAUAAAUACAUGAAGUCCCAAAUAUUGUUUCUUAUUCUUAAUUCCAGAUAAUACCUCCUGUUUCAGUUUGUUUUCUUCAGUUUGAUUCCUACUGAACAUGACCCUGUUUCAGUUGCACGGAUUCCUUACCUUUUGUCAUUAUCCUUCCACUUCUCCGGUUAUAUCCUGUCUUUUGUCAAUACCGUCAUCUCUCUGUUGGUUAGAUAAAACCCUGUGAUGUGAUUCCAGUGUAAACCGUAUCUUAUUUUAUUCAGUGAAUGUCUGAAUAGAACAUUGUUUUUACAUGAUAAAUGUGUUCUCUCUCUGUUGUCAUAUGUUACCAGCUGAUAUUGAUUGGAAAUUAGCAAAUACUAUGUAUCUGCAUUUCUUUCUGAAAACGUGCACUUUCCGAAUAAGUAGCUGUUGAAAUGGAGCCUAUGUAAUGUUGUUAUGGAUUGUCAGGGUUACAGGAAUUUGCAAGGGACGACUUCUUAAGACCAAAAUGUUGCAGUACCCCCCCAAAACCGUGAGCAGUGCCUUGGUGUUUUAUUGUUUUCUUUAUUACCUCCUGACAAACUAGCAAAACAAACUAGAGAAUUAGCUUGAAUUCAGAGGAUUCAGGAAGACUGUACUACCUACUUAAGUGGACAAGUAUGCAAAAGGAGACAAAGUCACAAGUGUCAUCCCAAAACCUUUCAAGCUGGAAAACCUGGGGCUGUAUGUUUCAAGUGUCACAGGAGAGGUGAUAUAGAAUCAGGUGCCCCCCUGUCUUAUUCAUUGAGUUUUUCCCGUCUUAUUCAUUCAUUCAUCGAAAAGGCAAAACUGAUUCUAAAUCAACUGAAACCAAAUCGAAACUGUAGAAAUGA
This is a messenger RNA of Coregonus clupeaformis (lake whitefish), 2409 nucleotides long. RefSeq names its product zinc finger and BTB domain-containing protein 25-like. The transcript is spliced from 3 exons. Gene Ontology annotation, cellular component: nucleus. Gene Ontology annotation, molecular function: RNA polymerase II cis-regulatory region sequence-specific DNA binding; protein binding; DNA-binding transcription factor activity, RNA polymerase II-specific. NCBI's taxonomy places the organism in Eukaryota, Metazoa, Chordata, Actinopteri, Salmoniformes, Salmonidae. The record is from RefSeq and is a predicted model, not a curated record. Gene Ontology annotation, biological process: regulation of transcription by RNA polymerase II. The coding region runs from base 127 to 1539 and encodes 470 amino acids.